AUGAACUUUUCUUUGCAAACAGUGAGAAAUAAAACUGCAACGACUGUAUUCCUUUUUUCUUUAAAUCAUAAUUUCAAUAAUCUACGUACUAUCAUGAAGCAAUUUAUUAACAUAUCCAGAAGAUACCUUUCAUCUACUAGAAUCAACAGUCAGGUCAAUUUGACAUUUUUCACUAAAGAUAAUUGUAUGUUGUGUACCAAUGCGAAGAAUAUUCUUCAUGGUACUUUAAAAUCCCCAGAUCUCGCCAAAGUUCCAAUAAAAUUGACAACUAUAGAUAUAAUGGAUCCAAAGAAUCAAGAAUGGUUUGAUAAAUAUUGUUACGAUGUUCCUGUAUUACAUGUUGAUAGACCAGAUCAACCUAAACCAGUUAAAUUCAUGCAUUAUUUUUAUGAAGAAAAAUUGAAAGAAGAGUUUUCCAAGUAA
This is a messenger RNA of Candida tropicalis MYA-3404, 423 nucleotides long. RefSeq lists its product as uncharacterized. The transcript has a single exon. Bases 1 to 423 code for a protein of 140 amino acids. Lineage: Eukaryota; Fungi; Ascomycota; Pichiomycetes; Serinales; Debaryomycetaceae. The record is from RefSeq and is a predicted model, not a curated record.